UUCCAGCUGCCUUCGAAAUUUGAAGGAGAAAAACAAACUGUUAAUGCAAAGGGGAAAGCUAGCUCUUUGAGUUGUUUGUCUUUGCUGUUGUAUUGCAGCGAUAAAAAAAAAUACAAAAUGACCAAACUGCAGCUUCUGCACCGCGCUCUGAACGAGCGUCUGAUGGCGGCGGUGGAGCAGAUCAUGGAGAUGGUCGGCGGUACGGUGCUGGAGUAUGAAGAAGAGACGAUCCGGGCACGGAAAGAAAACGAGGUUCUGAGACGGAGGCUACGGUGGAUGGAGGGGGCAAAUCGAGCGGACUGGCCAGGCCCAUCAGAACCCGUUACGCUUUCCACCACAGACGAGACCAAUUCAUCUCGGCAAGAUGAGUGUGCUGUCAACUUUGGAAUCGGGCAGGAAUCAGAAGGUUUUGUAAUCAAAACAGAGUCGACCGAACUCCCCCUGUGCGUUAGACCCGAAAGCAGCAUCACCACGUUACCUCAAAGCAUUGAUCAGGGAUCUGACAAUGCCGGCACAGCCGUUGGUAUUGCCUAUGGCCUGGCAGAUAGUAUGCCUUGGGACUCUCCCCAAAGUUACAUGGCCCCUCUGGACUUUGAUCCGACGGGAUCGGGUCCCAAUAGGGUCCGGCACUGGAGAGGACGGAACAGGAGGCAGAGGAUGUCCUUUGCCUGUCCGGACUGUGGUAAAGUGUUUGGAACGGAGCAGAGGCUGAUGGUUCAUAUGCGGAUUCAUUCCACCGAGAGGCCUUAUGCGUACCGUCGGCGCAAGGCUUGCUUCUACGGUGACAGUAAGAAAAAGAGGAAACUGCACAGGCUCUCUCAGCUAUCAAGAGAAAUUGUGGAUGAUCUGUCAGAUGGCUCUGAACAGACAAACAGGAGUAGUGCGUCACCUGAACAGCUAGAAACUACUGCACCAGGCCGAGAAGAGCCUGAGAGUGACGACAAUAGCAGUGAUAAAGAACCAGAAAAGAGAAUUACCAGCCCUGUGCGGAAUCAGCGUGACAAAAAGAGAGUAGUGAACCAGAUGUGUUAUUGCCCUCAAUGCCCUAAACGGGCGUUCGCUCGGCCCUGUCAGUUAGCCAUGCACAUGAAGACCCACACGGUCACAGAUCUUGUCAACCUGCCCACCCAAGCACAGUCAGGAACUGAGGCGAUAGUGGAUGUGAAGAGGAAGUUACCCAAGAAGCAAAGAAAAAAAGAUGUGAAGAAGAAGGCCAAAGUUGGUGGCAUAGGUGAAUACCGUUGUCCAGAGUGUGACAGAGUCUUCUCUCUGGCAAGCCGGUUGCAUUUCCACAUGAAGACCCAUACGUCCAAAAGGGCUUUAUUGUGCAAAGCUCAACAAAUCAAGACGGAGCUGGAGGCAGUGGCUAAAACUACAGACAUACAUAGACCAUAUGCCUGCCCGCAUUGCGAUAAAUUGUUUGCUCGUGAAGGAUGGCUGGCGCCGCACAUUCGCACUCAACAUGGGGAAAUAAAGAGCAGGAGCAAUUACUUUAAGAUCAUGUACGGCAGUGGCCGUACAAGGUCACAACAGACUUUCACCAAGCGAAUUAUUAAGCGCACUGAGAGACAGAAUGUCACUGAGAAGCCGAGACCGAGGAAACGGAAAAGUAAAAAAUCAAGAAGGGUCGAGGCUAAACAACCUCAAACAAGUGAGGUGUCCAUCCAGGUUGUUCGUUUAGCCACAGUCGCAAAAGAUGAGGAUGAACAAAGUGAAGAUAUUCCUAUAACAGACACAGAUGAGGAUGAACAAAGUGAAGACCUUCCUAUAAUGGGUACAGAUGAGGCUGAACUAAGUGUGGAUCUUUCUAAAAUGGGCACAGAUGAGGCACAACAAAGUGAAGAUCUUCCUGAAACGGGCACAGAUGAGGCACAGCAAAGUGCAGAUCUUCCUGAAACGGGCACAGAUGAGACACAACAAAGUGCGGAUCUUCCUAUAACGGGCACAGAUGAACCAGAGAGCAUUUCUGAGCAAUCAAAGGACACCUCAGGCCAGAAGGAGGAAGAGAGGAGGAAGAAGGGGUUUCCAUGCAAAACAUGUGGCAAAAGUUUUGUUCUGGAGAAGAAGCUGAAGAAGCACUCAAGGAAACAUGUAGGAAAAAAGAUUCAUGAUGUGAGGAAACGGAAAAGAGAGCAAGCUUUAAUGGAAACGAAGCUUAGGGAACAAGAACAAAGGAGACGGGAGGAAAGUGAGAGGCUUGAGGCUAAGAUGUCCACAAGUAAUCGCAACUCAAAUACUACGCAGACACCUCAAGGAUCCACAAACAAAGAUUCAUUACAGAAAAGCAGAACCAGAGGUCAAGGACCACUACCCUGCCCGUUUUGCGGCAAAGUUUUUGCUUGGGAAAUGCGGCUGUUGAUGCAUAUGCAGAUUCACUGUGGCGAGAAACCCUACGCCUAUCGGCAGCGUAAGAAACAUUUUUAUGGUGACCUGAAAAGGGGCCAACUCCCGGAAACCCAUAAUGAGGAGCCUUCGGGGGACAAAAGUGAUGAGUCUGAAGAAUCUGUGAGUGAAGAGAUGGCGAAUAAGGACGGAUCUGCACAUCUGAGCAGCAGUGCAACUCAUACAGUGUCUGGAUCUCCUGCAAGCAGUACUGAGACCAUUGCAGCAGCAAACCAUACUGGCAGCCCCGGGCUUUUACCUCAGACAGCUAUCGAGCAGCCUACCACCUCUUACAAGAGAAAUGAAAGAACCAAACCCGAGAUGGUCAGCAACAUCAUGAGCCACUUCAAUAUGCAGCCCAGGAUAGUUCUACAACCAAUUAGGACUGAACGCAAGUACUGGGGAUCAAUGCCUGGGGUAGCUGAUUUAAAAUCAAGUUGCUCUGAAAAAAGUAGUGGCUUAUACUCAGUAGUGGUUGAUGAUGAAAUGGCAGAUGCUGUGCAAGAUAAAAUUGUGGAUUCCAAUCUUUGCACAUUGCCAGUGGAAUUCUCUGGUCAUGGCAGCCAGAACACUGUUGAUCCAGAGACAGAAAUAGUUUCUGUGGAGGUUGGAUCUUCACAGCGUGAUUCGGAUGUAGAGCUUGAAAACACUGGGGGUCCGCUGCCCAUUGAAUCCUCUGAGGGAAAUAAAGCAGAGGGUCAACAAAAAGACAACCACAACCUUAAUCUUCCUGGUGUUUCUGAAAAAACAGCCAGAAACCAGGUAUCACUUAUAGUCAUAGAUGACAAACUAGAGCAGUCAUAUGCAAGAACUGCUAAGGAAAAUGCUCUGUCUGAAUGUGGAAGAUCGAAGUGUGAUUGGAAGUGUGAUUGUAAAAACAUUUCUGGUAUGAAAUUGACGGUCAUGCCGCAGAGUAGCGUUCUAGAAUCUUUGUUCAAGGAAACUAGUUCUGACACCAUGCAGAAGAACAUUGACUCAAAAGUAGUUUGUGUUGUCCUCUCAGAUAUUGAAGACAAUGUUGAUGAAGACGUGUUGGGUCCCUCCAAAGGUUUAGAUAAAAAGAAAAGAGCCUCUGUUACUAGCAUUCAAAAUGAACAAUUAGAUGUGGGGAGCAAACCUGGCAACAAUCCCUCCAGCAACUCAAACUUUCCAGCUCCAGGUGCAGCUGAAUCCACCAAAUCUAUUGAUGGUGCCUCGCAACAUGCCGACGAUCAGAGUAUAUCAAAUGACCCACCCAGAGACCAAAUGACUGCCAUCAGACAAACAGAGGACAGGCCCAUGAUUUCAAAGGAGAGAACAUCAUGUGAAACAUCUGAUAUGGAAGUUAACGCUGACAUGGAGAUUGUCAGUGGCGGUGAAAGACAAAAUAAGAAACUGGGUCAGAACAACCAGAUGUCAGAAUCUGUUCUGGAUGAUUCAUCUGACAACUCUGAAAUCUCAGGGAUGAAUGAACCUACUGUACAAAAUGUGAAAACCAAUGAGUUAUUUGUGAAAAGUUCUGAAGAAUUCAAAAUGCCCUCACACUUUUUCACAACCAGUCAAACCUCUGAUGGUAGAUGCUGCAGUGGAGAACAAAAAACAGUAAAGCAAACACCAAAUUGUCGGUUGUGUGGGAAGGCAUGUAGAAAGAUAGAGCUGCACCUAAGGUGUGAUCACACAGGAGAACCUGAAGUGGUAAAAGCUUUAAGUCUUGACAAAGACUGUAAAGAAAGAAAACUGUCGUUGAGCAGUUUUGCUAUUAAAAAGAACGUCAAGCAACCUAGCGAUUCUAGAAUGGAUUGUGAUGAAGAUAUUGUUCACUGCAUUUUUUGCCGGGUGUCUUAUCGAUGGAACGCAUUUCGGGAGCAUGCUCUUAUAUGUACGCACAACAAGAACCCAGCUGCAUCCAGCAAAACUCAGGAAACUUUUGAUGCAGAAUUGGGAAAUCUUGCUCCAGACACUAUCAGCCCUAUCAAUGAAGCUUUAGAGCCAACUAAUGCUCCUUCAUCAGAUCUUCCAGAUUUAGGUGAUCGUCCUGUUCUAGAAAGUAGGAUAUGUGAGGCGAAGAAGAACCACACUUUAGUGUCAGAUGGUCCCCAAAUUCUAUACACUAAUGACAGCACAGAACAGAAGAUCUGUGAUCUGAAACCCUCAAGUCCUCCUAAUCUUGACUCUUGCCAGAGUGUUGCUCCAAAAACCUCUUAUCCAGAAGUGGAGGAGGAGCCUACUGUUUCUCACAUUGUCAGCAGCAUAGCUCAAAUUGAGCUUAAUGCACAAUUAUUAAAGCCAUCUGUUCUAGAUUCUCACAAGUGUUCUGCAAUAAAUCCUUCUGAUUUGGAAUUUUCAUUUAGUGGAUCACGGAACACUGAUGUGGAGAUGCUGCAACCACCAAUUCUAGAUUCCCGCCAAACAACCCUAGUUGUAGAAUCUAGAGUUCCAGCCCUUUAUAUUUCAAACACUGGUUGUAAUGUUCUUCAGCAGUCCACUAUAAAACAAACAGAUCAUCUCCGACUUGUGAACCAACUAUUUUCUUCAGAUCCAGAAGUGUCUUGUGAUCCAGAACCUGAUGGUUAUUCUCGUGAUGCUGAAAACCUUCAGAUCUCUUCAGAACCAAAGGUUCCUUCAAGUUCUGCAUCCUUAAACUCUUCUUCAGAAUGCAGUUCAGAAUCAAACAGUACUCCCAAUCUAGCUGUGUUUGGUGAGGCAUAUUUGGGUACUAAUGAGACAGAGCAAACCCAAGAUUCAGAUGUAGAAAGAAACAUCUUUAUGAUCUCAGGCAGCUCUGAUGUGCAUCUAGAACCUGAGAGUCAUCAUUCUCCAGAUCCUAAUAGCUAUAACAUUGAACAAACGCAGUGUCAGCAGCCUGAAACUAUUGAAAAUCCAGAUGCUAGCAGAAGUGGUAAUCAGCCAACAGCUGAUCUACAAUCUAGAACCGUAGGACACAUGUCUUACGUGAAAUUGCAAGAGUGUGAUCUUCAAGAGGACCCUGAGGAGAUCACUGAUGAGAAUGACAAUGCUUGUGCUGUUGAAGUUCAACAUGAGUCGAGCAUAUCAGUGACAAGUGAGCAAAAGAGAAAAAGAGUCCACCAGAGCAGCUGUCUGAAAAAGGAGUCAAAGAAAAGUUGUCCAAGUUCUUAUUCUCAGGGUUCUGAAUGCCAAACCAGUUCCACUGAUGACAACUCCAGUGUGUUACAUCACUGCCUUUACUGCAAGCAACAACACUACAGAAUGAUGGAUCAUCUUCAGUCAGUUCAUCAUAAUGAACCAGAGGUGGCAAAAGCUCUUACCUUUGACAAGAGCUCACAAGAAAGGAAACAAAUUUUGAACCUUCUACAAACCAGGGGAAAUGUUGUACGCAACACAAACGUGGUUCAAAGUAGUAAACAAGAUUUAAAACCACUUAGGAAGUUUGCAUCAUAUUGCUCGUUUGAGGAUAGUGUUUAUUGCAUCUACUGUUUAGGGUUAUUCAACAAGAAGUCUUUUGCUUCGCAUUUAGUGCAGUGCAAGGGCAAAUCUACUCAAAGUGCUGAGGCUAGCUGUGGUGAAAUGCUCCCUAAUGCUGGGCCCGUUCCUCCAACUCCUGCACUUAUUUCCCCCACUUGUCCAGAAGAGACUAACGCCAAUAUGGAACCAUCAGGUCUUCAUACCAUCUAUGAAAAUGAAAAAGGACGUUCUUCCCUUCCAGAGCUCAACUGCAAUGUAGAGCAACCAGACAUCUCAAGUUCAAAUGAGGAGGUUGGAAGUAAUAGACAGGUAGAGGGUGCUAUUUUACAAUUCACACAUUGUGAAUUGAAGUCAGGUAAUUCUCCAAAUCCAAGCACUGGUCAAGAAUCAACAGACUGGAAGAAUGAAGGAGUAAGUCUCUUAAAGUGCAAUGUUGAUCAAGAAAGGGCAGUGACACCAACUUCAGGCACCAGCUCCAUCGGUGCUCAUCCAGAAUAUAAUGUACUCAGAAAUCCAUCUGAUGAUUUCAGUCCACCUCAAAAUGCCCAAACUCUGUCUAAUGACACAUACAAGAGUGGUGUGAAACCCCAAACUUAUGAAACAGGGAAGAGGAGGAGGAAGAGUCGGUCAGUGAUCAUGGGUGAUGACUUGCUGCGUGCAGGAGAGAUGUCCAACUCCAGACUACAUGUCUGCCAGCACUGCAAGGCAGCUUUCGGCAGUUCAUACACUCUGCGCAGACAUGAAUACACUCACACGGGUGAGAGGCCAUUCUGGUGCAAUCAGUGCAAUAUGGGCUUCAUCCAGAAGUAUCGACUUUUAAAGCACACAUUUGCAUGCCAUGGGGACACAACAUCUAAUGCAGACCAGGAAAAACUGAAAAGGGCAACGAGAACAAUUCAAGAUGGCGAGACGUCAUUGAAUAAUGAAGCUUGUAUACAGCCAUCAACAAAGACUCCUGAGGAUUUACCAAAUACUGUUACAGAUGACACAGGGGAAAAAGUUGCAGAUACAAAGCAAGACACUGAGGCGAGAGGGUUCAACUGGGAGGAAGCAGGACAAAGUCAUGUCAAAGACUAUGACACAAGUUGCUAGAAGUUAUUGUUUACAUCUUAGUGUUAUGUUUUUUUAAAGUCGAAACAUUUUGUAAAUAUGUCUCAUAAUGUUUUACAAUGUUGUCUCAUUCUGAUGGGCUCAAUACUUUUACGGAAUGAUUAAUUUCAGCCUGCUGUACUGUGCAGAUAAUAGCAUAUGUUUAUUAAAUAAUUAAAGAUUGAGAAUAAAAAAAC
This is a messenger RNA of Labeo rohita (rohu), 7091 nucleotides long. RefSeq lists its product as uncharacterized. Gene Ontology annotation, biological process: regulation of transcription by RNA polymerase II. NCBI's taxonomy places the organism in Eukaryota, Metazoa, Chordata, Actinopteri, Cypriniformes, Cyprinidae. The transcript has 15 exons. The coding region runs from base 118 to 6897 and encodes 2259 amino acids. Gene Ontology annotation, molecular function: DNA-binding transcription activator activity, RNA polymerase II-specific; RNA polymerase II cis-regulatory region sequence-specific DNA binding. The record is from RefSeq and is a predicted model, not a curated record. Gene Ontology annotation, cellular component: PcG protein complex; nucleus; transcription regulator complex.